AUGCCUAAUUUGUUGUCGAGAAAUCCGUUCCACGGUCAUCAUAAUGACCAUCACCAUGACCGUGAAAAUUCGUCUAAUAACCCGCCGCAGUUGAUCAGAAGCUCUAAAUCUUUUUUAAACUUCAUUGGUAGGAAACAAAGUAAUGACUCAUUAAGAAGCGAGAAAUCUACGGAUUCCAUGAAAUCUACCACAACCACUACAAAUUAUACUACAACAAAUCUCAAUAACAAUACCCACAGCCAUUCCAAUGCAACCAGUAUCUCAACAAACAAUUAUAAUAAUAACUACGAAACAAAUCACCACCAUAAUAUCUCUCAUGGGCUCCAUGAUUAUACUUCCCCCGCAUCACCAAAACAAACUCACUCCAUGGCAGAAUUGAAAAGGUUUUUCAGACCCUCUGUAAAUAAAAAACUAUCCAUGUCCCAACUUCGUUCAAAGAAACAUAGCACCCAUUCCCCCCCACCUUCAAAAUCAACUUCUACAGUCAACUUAAAUAAUCACUAUCGUGCUCAGCAUCCUCAUGGCUUUACAGACCACUAUGCUCAUACACAGUCUGCUAUACCGCCAAGUACCGACUCCAUCCUAUCUUUGUCUAAUAAUAUUAAUAUAUAUCACGAUGACUGUAUUCUGGCCCAGAAAUACGGGAAAUUAGGUAAAUUAUUGGGUUCCGGUGCAGGCGGGUCCGUUAAAGUUCUUGUGAGACCCACUGAUGGUGCUACUUUUGCCGUUAAAGAAUUUAGGCCAAGGAAACCGAAUGAAAGUGUGAAAGAGUAUGCCAAGAAAUGCACAGCAGAAUUUUGUAUCGGUUCGACUCUACAUCAUCCAAACGUUAUCGAAACUGUUGACGUUUUCUCUGAUUCCAAACAAAACAAAUAUUAUGAAGUCAUGGAAUACUGUCCGAUUGAUUUUUUUGCCGUUGUUAUGACGGGUAAAAUGUCCCGUGGCGAGAUCAAUUGUUGUUUGAAACAAUUGACUGAAGGUGUUAAAUAUUUACAUUCCAUGGGUUUGGCACACAGAGAUUUGAAGUUAGAUAAUUGUGUCAUGACUUCUCAGGGUAUUCUGAAACUAAUUGACUUUGGUAGUGCUGUUGUAUUUAGAUAUCCUUUUGAAGAUGGUGUAACGAUGGCUCACGGAAUCGUGGGUAGUGAUCCUUACUUAGCGCCGGAGGUAAUUACGUCCACCAAAUCUUAUGAUCCUCAAUGCGUCGACAUAUGGUCUAUUGGGAUCAUAUACUGUUGUAUGAUGCUGAAAAGAUUUCCAUGGAAGGCCCCAAGAGAUUCUGACGAUAAUUUUAGAUUAUAUUGUAUGCCAGAUGACAUAGAACAUGACUAUGUAGAAUCCGCCAGGCACCAUGAAGAGUUACUGAAGGAAAGAAAGGAAAAACGCCAAAGGUUUUUGAAUCACAGCGACUGUUCUGCUAUUAAUCAGCAGCAGCCAGCUCAUGAAUCAAACCUGAAAACAGUUCAAAAUCAAACUCCAAAUACGGCAUCUAUACAGGAUAAAAACAGCAACAAACCAGAAAUUAAGGAGGGAAACACCGAAGAGAACAAAGACGAGGAUAGCAAUAAUGAUAAAGAAAGUACACCAGAUAAUGGCAAGGAAGGUACUAUCAACAUCAAAGCGGGCAAAAAUGAGGAUAUAAGCACGCUAGUUUCAGCUAACGCUAAAAAGACAGAUGUCCAUACUAACGCUGAUUGCAAUAACAAAGCUGAUGGCAAUGCUAACAGUGACUGCGAUAACAAAGCGGAUUGCAAUGCUAACGGUGAGUGCAGCAACGAAGCGGAGUGCAAUGCUAAAGUUGAUGCCAACGCUAAACCUGAUGUUGCUCCCCAAAACAAUCUACAACAACAACAACAACAACAACAUCACCAGCAUCAGAAUCAGGAUAAGCCGCAUAGUAUUGCUUCUGAUAGUAAAUCGAGUCAGCAACAUAGAGGACCUCACCAUAAAAAAAUUAUUCAUGGCCCAUACCGUUUGUUACGUCUACUGCCACAUGCUUCCAGACCUAUCAUGUCCCGUAUUCUGCAGGUGGAUCCUAAGAAAAGAGCUACCUUAGAUGACAUUUUUAAUGAUGAAUGGUUCGCCUCCAUUGCCGCCUGUACCAUGGAUUCAAAAAACAAGGUUAUUAGAGCGCCUGGCCAUCACCAUACAUUGGUUAGAGAGGAAAAUGCUCACUUAGAAACCUACAAGGUUUGA
Molecule: messenger RNA, 2196 nt
Organism: Saccharomyces paradoxus
Lineage: Eukaryota; Fungi; Ascomycota; Saccharomycetes; Saccharomycetales; Saccharomycetaceae
Gene: HRK1
Product: putative serine/threonine protein kinase HRK1
Exons: 1
Coding region: 1-2196 (731 amino acids)
Biological process (GO): protein phosphorylation; intracellular signal transduction
Molecular function (GO): ATP binding; protein serine/threonine kinase activity
Source: RefSeq, a predicted model, not a curated record